UUUUUUGUUAUCGCCCUCUCAAAGUAGCGCCUUCGACCUUCAUUAUCUCUCUUGGUUUUGUAGACGAGUGUUUCAGCGCGCUAAAGCGUACAGAGAAAUGAAUCCCUGCUUCGCUUAUUCCGCUCUCCUCUGCUUGCUUCUGGCGCUGUCAGUGGUAGCAGUUCACGAUGAAGCGAAGUUUGACUGUUACCCCGAGCAUGGAAACGAGACGCUGUGCAGAGAUAGGGGGUGUACAUGGGAGCAAUCGGCAAACAAGGGAGUGCCUUGGUGCUAUUACCCAGAGGGCUUUGGCGGAUAUAAGAUGGUCGGGCAGCCUGUGUCGACAAGCUAUGGUCAAGAAAUAACGCUAAAGAGGAGGACCUCACCGUCCGUGUACGGCGGAGACAUCGAGACCCUGAAACUGGUGAUAGAAUGGCAGUCAGACAAGCGACUCAGAUUCAAGUUUUACGACCCUCAGUCACCAAGGUAUGAAGUUCCGAUCAAGAUGCCGAAUGCCACAAAAAAGGCAGAGAGUACAGACUACGAGGUUAGGGUGGCACAAGCGGAUCCCUUCGCUCUGCAGAUCACAAGGAAAUCCACGCGGACCGUCAUCUGGGAUUCGUCCGUUGGAUCCUUCAUAUUCAGCGACCAGUUCCUACAGAUCUCCACCAAGACCCCUUCCAAAUACGUGUACGGCUUUGGCGAGCAGGAACACUCAAGCUUCCGCCAUGACAUGUCCUGGCGCACGUGGCCUCUCUUUACUCGCGAUCAGUUUCCUUUCGAUGGUGGCAAUGCCUACGGGCAUCACGCUUUUCAUGUGGGAAUGGAAGAGGACGGCAACGCACAUGGCAUCUUCUUGCUGAACAGUAACGCAAUGGAGAUCGCCCUUCAGCCAUUGCCCGCCAUCACAUACCGUACUAUCGGUGGUAUCCUGGAUUUCUACGUCUUUCUUGGACCUUCUCCCGAGUCUGUAAUCGAGCAAUAUACAGAGGCGAUUGGUCGUACGUUCAUGCCUCCCUAUUGGUCACUUGGGUUCAUGCUUAGUCGCUGGGGGUACAACAGUCUUAAGAGGGUUCAGGAUGUGGUAGAGAGCAUGCGCAAAUACGAUAUACCACAGGAUGUGCAGUUUGGUGACAUCGACUAUAUGGUCCGGCAACUAGACUUCACCUAUAACAAGGACAACUUCACAAAGUUGCCCGAAUGGGUGCGAUCUGUCAAGAAAGACGGCUUGAGAUACAUCAUAAUACUGGAUCCAGCUAUAGGCGCAAACGAAACGGCACCGUACCGCCCUUAUGACCUUGGGAACCAGAUGGACAUUUGGGUGAAAGAUAUGUAUAAUAAAACCCUCUUUGGGAAGGUGUGGCCGACGUACGAAGACGUCAAUGUCAACGGAUCCCUCAGCUGGGAUAAGCAAACCGAGCUAUACCGACAAUGGGCUGCUUUCCCCGAUUUCUUCCAUCCAAGAAUAAAGGACUACUGGGGAAUUCUUGUCAAGGAAUUCCAUGCGAUUAUUGAGUUUGACGGACUCUGGAUUGAUAUGAAUGAGCCAGCAAACUUCGUGACGGGAACUGUUUAUGGCUGUCCAAACUCCAAAUACGACUAUCCGCCUUACAAGCCGAAAAGUGUUUAUGGGGCGGUACUUGCCGAUAAGACCCUGUGUAUGAGUGGUCGACACUCGACCGGUCUCCACUACGAUCUACACAGCUUGUACGGAAUGCAACAGUCAAUUAUUACACAGAAAGUGAACAGAGAAACUCUUAUCGGCAAGCGAAGCAUGGUGUUUUCGCGAUCCACGUUCGCGGGCACUGGGGCCUACGCUGGUCAUUGGCUAGGAGACAACGUGGCGCGCUGGGAUCAGCUUCAUGCCUCUAUAAUAGGAAUGCUCGAGUUUAACAUGUUCGGCAUACCUUAUAUCGGUGCUGACAUCUGUGGCUUUUUCGACAACCCCUCCCCUGAGCUUUGCCAGCGCUGGACGCAGCUGGGUGCAUUCUAUCCAUUUAGCAGAAACCACAAUGGCUUUGGAAACAAGGCUCAAGACCCAGCCUCAUUUGGUGCAGAAUUCGCUACCGCUGCCCGUGAUGUGUUGCGUACUCGUUACACCCUCUUGCCAUAUUUGUACACUCUGUUCUACCAGUCACGCAAGACCGGAGCUACGGUCGUACGCUCGCUACUAGCCGAGUUUACUUCGGACAAGAACACAUGGGUGAUCGACAGGCAGUUCAUGUGGGGUGGAGGUCUUCUCAUUAGUCCUGUGCUGGACCAGGGAAAGGUAGACGUGAAAGCCUAUGUACCAGACGCCCGAUGGUAUGACUUCAAAACGGGUGAAGAAGUCCCAAAAGAAAGCAGAAAGAAGACGGUCACGUGGGACGCCCCAAUCGACCACAUCCCCGUGCACGUCAGAGGUGGUCACGUGAUCCCAACACAGGAGCCCGCCAAUAACACCAUGUUCAGUCGCAAGAACAACAUGGGUAUUAUUGUAGCUCUUGACGAGAAUAACGAGGCGCGCGGGGAGCUGUUCUGGGAUGACGGCGAGUCUGUUGAUACGUACGAAAAGGGAGAUUACUUGCUAGUGAAAUUCUUGUGUAAAAAGAAUGCACUGAACAUUACCGCCGUCACCAAGGGCUAUAACACCAAACUGGUGUGGGGGAAGGUAUUGGUGUAUGGUAUCUAUGGCAACCGACUGGAUGCCGCCACAGUGAACGGAAAUGACGUCACCAACACCAAGACUACAUUUUCUCAGAAAUACCAGAUGAUGAACAUUUCGGGCCUCUCAUUGGGCAUCACCGAUAGUCACCUGGUCACGUGGAAAACUCACUCGGUCACAGCUUCCGCUCCGUCGAUCGCUUCAUUUGCAGUCAUCGCAACACUGCUGACCAUGAUGAUUGCUGUGUUUGCUAUCUAAAUCUAGACGACACGAGUGGCCUAUGAUAACAAGGAAUGCUUUGGGGUCUAAGAACUGACUAUUAUUGGAACUUGACACCCUAGCAACAGCCGUUCUGGACUCGUCACGCUGGGCGGCACUUGAGCUAGCGUGACAAAUCCAGAACGGCUGCGAUGGAAACUACUGUCACUUGUGUAUGGUUGAUAUGGCGGAAAGUAGACAAAAAUGAUAUUAUGUAGAAGAACAUGACCAUGAUAACAUAACAAUAAAAGAUUAGCAUUUUA
This is a messenger RNA of Nematostella vectensis (starlet sea anemone), 3144 nucleotides long. RefSeq names its product sucrase-isomaltase, intestinal. NCBI's taxonomy places the organism in Eukaryota, Metazoa, Cnidaria, Anthozoa, Actiniaria, Edwardsiidae. The record is from RefSeq and is a predicted model, not a curated record. Bases 98 to 2881 code for a protein of 927 amino acids. The transcript is spliced from 24 exons. Gene Ontology annotation, biological process: carbohydrate metabolic process. Gene Ontology annotation, molecular function: alpha-1,4-glucosidase activity; carbohydrate binding.